Messenger RNA from Chroicocephalus ridibundus (black-headed gull), 1764 nucleotides. RefSeq names its product alanine aminotransferase 1-like. Gene Ontology annotation, biological process: biosynthetic process. Lineage: Eukaryota; Metazoa; Chordata; Aves; Charadriiformes; Laridae. The record is from RefSeq and is a predicted model, not a curated record. Gene Ontology annotation, molecular function: pyridoxal phosphate binding; L-alanine:2-oxoglutarate transaminase activity. The coding region runs from base 87 to 1442 and encodes 451 amino acids. The transcript has 10 exons.
CCCACCCCAUCACCCUCCUCGUCACCCUCCUCGUCACCCACCCCUGUCACCUGCCCCCCCCGUCCCCUGGCAUUUUUCCCGCCGCCAUGGCGGCGCAGGGGCCGGGGGCCCCGUGGGUGCCAAGGCGGGUGCCCGGCGUCCCCGCCGACUGCAGCAGCGACGACGCUCACGCCGUGGGCCGGGGCCCGUUGCCCGUCUUGCGCCAGGUGGCGGCCGCCUGCGUUUGCCCCCAGCUGCUGGGCGACCCCGCGCUGCCCGAGGUUGCCCGGCGGCGGGCGCGACGCGUCCUGGGGGAGAUGGACGCCGGCAACAUCGGGGGCUACAACCACGAGCACCGGGGGCUGGGGGUCCCCGCCAGGGUGGCCCGUUUCCUUCAGCGCCGCGACGCCGGCGUCCCCUGUCACCCCCGCAACGUCGUCCUCUGCAGCGGCACCUCCAGCAUCCUCCCGUUCGUGCUGUCGCUGCUGGUGGACGCGGGGUCGGCGGUGGCCACGGGGGUGCUGGUGCCGGUGCCGGGCCCCCCGCUCCUCGGGGGGGCCACGGGGCUGGCGGGGGCCGUGGCCGUGCCGUACCUGCUGGAUGAGGAGCGGGGCUGGGCCGUGGACGGCCGGGCGGUGCGGGAGGCGCUGCGGCGGGCGCGGGACACCUGCCACCCCAAGGUGCUCUGCGUCGUCAACCCCGGCGACCCCACGGGGCACGUGCUGAGCCGGCAGAACAUGGAGGACGUCGUGCGGCUGGCGGCCGAGGAAAACCUCCUGCUGCUGGCGGACGAGGUGCAGCAGGAACGAGCCUUCCUCCCCGGCCGCCCCUUCCUCUCCUUCAAGCGGGUGCUGUGGGAGAUGGGGGCCCCGCUCAGCUCCGCCGUCCAGCUCGUCUCCUUCUACUCCCUCUCCAAAAGCGUGGCCGGCGAGAGCGGUUUCCGCGCGGGGUUCCUGGAGCUGGUGAACGUGGAGGAAGGCGUCACGCUGCCCUUCCAGCUGGCCCAGUCCAUCCCCCGGCCCUGCGUCCUGGGGAGGAUCCUGCUGGAUGUCCUCAUGGACCCGCCGGAUGAGGGGGAUCCCAUCCAGCAGGCCCUGGAGGAGCACAGGCAGAGGCUGCUCCGGGACCUGGCCCACAACGCCCGGCUGGUGCAGGAGGUGCUGGGCCGGGCCCCCGGCAUCCGCUGCCGGCCCGUGCAGGGGGGUGCCCGCGCCUUCCCCCGCAUCCAGCUCCCGCCCCGCGCCCAGCGCCAGGCCCGGGCGUUGGGCCUGGAGCCCGAUGUCUUCUUCUGCCAGAAGCUGCGGGAGGCGACGGGGAUCACGGUGGCCCCGGGGAGCCAGUUUGGGCAGCCGGAGGGCACCCACCACAUCGUGCUGUCCCUGCUGCCACCGGCCGCGAUGCUGGAGCAGAUCCUGCUCGCCCUCACCCGCUUCCACGCCGCCUUCCUGCGCCAGUUCUCCUGACGCUGCCGCCCUGCCGGAACCCACCGCCGCGGCGUCCCGGGGUGGGGGGGGACACACGUGGCUGCGCCGGGGGGAGCCCAAGGAAAGGCACAAAUGGCAGACGGUGACCAUGGCAGCAUUUAUUGUCACCGCCACGAGGGGCGUUCGAUACCAUGGGGACCCAAUCCGGCUUCGGAGGAGACGCCCCGCGGUGUGGCCAGAUCCUGGCUGAUGCCCCACGGCUGAGCCCCGGUGACAUGGGGUGGCUUUGGGACAUUCCUCCAGUCCCCUUGGAGACAAUUCUGCCCGGCCCCGGGAGCGGCGAGACCACCUGAACUUUGAG